Molecule: messenger RNA, 1168 nt
Organism: Nymphaea colorata (pocket water lily)
Lineage: Eukaryota; Viridiplantae; Streptophyta; Magnoliopsida; Nymphaeales; Nymphaeaceae
Product: probable indole-3-pyruvate monooxygenase YUCCA1
Exons: 5
Coding region: 1-987 (328 amino acids)
Biological process (GO): auxin biosynthetic process
Molecular function (GO): flavin adenine dinucleotide binding; N,N-dimethylaniline monooxygenase activity; NADP binding
Source: RefSeq, a predicted model, not a curated record
AUGAUCAUAUAUUCUUAUAUUCUGAUUCAAAUCCGCCCCAGGUUCAACCAGUCCGUCCAGUCCGCCCGCUUCGACCCCCUCUGCAGCCUCUGGCGUCUCCGAACCCUUGACCUCUCCUCCCCUGACUCCAAAAGCACCGUCGAGUACAUCUCCCGCUGGCUUAUCGUCGCCUCCGGCGAGAACGCCGAGCCCCUGCUCCCUGACAUCCCCGGGCUGGAGCAGUUCGCCGGCCCCGUUCUUCAUACCAGCGAGUACAAGUCGGGCGAGGACUUUCGUGGGCAGAGGGUCCUCGUCGUGGGCUGCGGCAAUUCCGGCAUGGAGGUCAGCUUGGACCUCUGCAACCAAGCCGCUGUCCCUUAUAUGGUCGUCAGGAAUUCUGUGCAUGUUUUGCCACGAGAAAUACUGGGGUUCUCAACGUUUGGUAUAUCGAUGGCGCUUCUCAAAUGGCUGCCGCUGAGAGUUGUUGAUAAGUUCCUGCUAUUAUGCGCUCUUGCUACAUUUGGGAGCACCAAGAAGCAUGGGAUUCCCAGACCCAAGAUUGGUCCGCUUGAGCUCAAGAAUGUCGCCGGGAAAACCCCAGUUUUGGAUGUUGGUGCACUUGCUAAGAUCAGAGAAGGGAAAAUUAAGGUGAUGCCUGGAGUGAAGGAGGUCACGUGCCAUGGGGCUAAAUUUGUGGACGGGCAGGAGGAGGAGUUUGAUUCAGUAGUCUUGGCUACAGGGUACAAGAGCAACGUACCCUCCUGGCUCAAGGGCACAGAUCAUUUCUCAGAAGAUGGGAUGCCAAAAAUGCCAUUCCCCAAUGGUUGGAAGGGAGAGCAUGGCCUCUACAGCGUGGGGUUCACACGGCGUGGGAUUUUGGGUGCGUGUGCGGAUGCCUCAAGCAUAGCACGCGACAUAGCCCUUCAAUGGAGGACUCCUGCAACCGAGCCCACCCGCUUCAUUGUCUCCAAAGGAUCACCAUCACCACCACCACACAGUAGAAACUAAACCAAUCCCUCCCCUUCUCCCCUCUCUCUGUCACAAACAGAUGCUGUGUGUUGUUUUCCUUUUCUCAAGCUCCUUUUGGAGCGUUUCCGACAAGAAAAGCUUCGCCGCUAAUGUGAAGAUCUUGUGCUCACUGUAGAUAAUAGUCAAUUUUGCAUGGGAUCUUUUGCCUUGUUUCUGUAAU